CCACGCUGUGCUGUUUCUGCUGCCAAUCUUGGCUACUCUCCUUCAUUGGGGAAUAGUUCUUAUGCAGCUGAUUUGGAGCAUGAAGACUUUUCGCGUUUUCUUUCCAGAGCUAGGUUUGAGCACGUGCCUUCUUCUUUUCGGGAUCGUGCUCUGCAGUGUAACCUUGGCUUGAUAUCGUCUGAUGGAUUUGAAUCUCUUUGCACUCCCUCUGUUCUGGAGUUGAGAAAUUUUGCGUCUUCGGAUCUUUUUGCUGAGCUGGACUCUGGCGAAGCCCUUAAGUUUACCAAAUGGUUUGUCGAAACGUAUCGUUUACCGGAGUUCGUUAGUUGGAACUUCGUGGACUCAGAUCCGCGGUUUUCCAAUCUUUAUCAACCUUUCAAUGACGCAGAUGGUAAAAUGACUCGGAGUACAGCCUGCAACACCGUUAACCUCGCUCCGUUCAACGCGGAAGUUGGAAUCCAAGUUGUCCUUGACAAUGUUGUUCAGGAACCAUUCGAGCCAUCGCGUACGGAUGAGUAUGGCAGCAGAGAUUAUGCAAGUGGUCGGCGCUAUAACAUCCAACUGCAGUCCAAUGAAAUACACAAGCUGGAGGAGUUGACUGUCGAUAGAGAUAUUUCACCUAAAAGUGCAUUACGAUCUUCUAACUUAUCAACGCUUACCACUUGCAUGUGGGAACCAGACCUGGUUAUGGAUAAUUACUCAGUUAAUAAACUGGAUGAAAUUGAUGGCGGUGGCUUGGAGACCAGUCGAGGAGUGAAGGAACACGAACAGGAUCCUGGAAGAACUAUUAAAAUUCCAAUAAACACAAACAGAAAUUUCCCUGAAAUGUUUUUCCAUUCGGAGAAAACUGCAACUCAGACUGAAGUUCCUAAUACGCAGGUCACGAAUGGAGUGAAACACGGAGACUUGAGCGUACAUGCGCCAAUAGCGGAUAGCAGCCAACCGGUGACGGACUACGAGGCACUUUCCAAUUCUUCUAAUGAAACAAAUCGCGGAAAAGAGCCAACAUUUUGGUAA
Messenger RNA from Dibothriocephalus latus, 1017 nucleotides. The record is from the annotation of a GenBank genome assembly. Lineage: Eukaryota; Metazoa; Platyhelminthes; Cestoda; Diphyllobothriidea; Diphyllobothriidae.